AUGUCAUCAGCUGUACGCGAUGAGCGAGAAUCACUCGCUGGUAGCGAUGUGAGCUUUAGAGAUGCCCUGGGUCAAGAAGAACUUUUCAAAGGAAGUCGGCCUGAUCUGGAAUUAAGACAUACUACCACCUUUGAUGCGCAAACAAUCGAGCAAAUUCACACCUUGGCUCGUACUCUGUCAAAAAGGACCAACAAGAGUAGUGGUGAUGAUGAUGAUAAUGAUGACGAGGGUGGAUUCGCAAGAGCUUCUGAGCUUCAUGGGUUUGAUGCUCAGAAGAUCCUGGCGGGUAUGGUUUCAGAGGCCAAUGAUCAGGGAAUCCAUUCGAGAGAGACUGGUGUGAUUAUGGAAGAAGUUGGAGCCGAAGGUGUGGAUGAGAGUGCGUUGGAAGGUGCAACUUUUGGUAAUAUCCUAUGUUUACCAGUUACUAUCUAUAAAGGGAUCAAGGCCAAGAAGAAUAGUAAGAUGCGUAAGAUUUUGAGAGGUGUGAACUUGUUAGCCAGACCGGGUGAAAUGGUUCUUGUGCUUGGUAGGCCAGGUGCAGGUUGUUCUUCGAUGUUGAAAACUGCGGCAGGUGUCACUGAUCAGUUUGCUGGAGGUGUAAGUGGUGAUAUUUCUUAUAACGGUAUUUCUCAGGAUGAGAUAAUGAAAGAUUUCAGGUCAGAUGUUAUCUACAACGGUGAACUAGAUGUUCAUUUCCCUUAUUUGACAGUCAAGCAGACUUUGGAUUUCGCCAUUGCUUGUAAAACACCUGCUAAGAGGGUCAACAAUAUGUCUGAGCAGGAAUAUAUCGAUUUUACCAGAGACUUUUAUGCUACGAUCUUUGGUUUGACUCAUACUUAUGAUACCAAGGUCGGUAAUGAUUUUGUUAGAGGUGUCUCCGGUGGUGAAAGAAAGCGUGUUUCUAUCGCCGAGGCUGUCGUUGCCAGAGGUUCAGUUUACUGUUGGGAUAAUGCUACAAGAGGGCUGGAUGCUUCGACAGCCUUAGAAUAUGCAAAGGCUAUUCGUAUCAUGACCAAUUUGAUGCACUCUACUGCUUUAGUGACUAUUUACCAAGCGAGUGAAAACAUUUACGAAACAUUUGAUAAGGUUACAGUCCUCUAUUCUGGUAGACAAAUUUACUAUGGCCACACUAGUAAGGCGAAGAACUUCUUUUGGAAAAUGGGUUACUCUUGUCCACCAAGACAGGCGACAGCUGAAUUUUUGACGGCUUUGACAGACCCCAACGGUUUUCACGAGAUCAGAGAAGGAUUUGAACAUAAAGUGCCGAGGACAGCUGAGGAGUUUGAGAAUUACUGGAGAAAUUCGCCUGAAUAUAGUGAUCUACUCACCGAUAUCGAGAAAUAUAAGAAGGAAAUGGAUACUGAAGGAACAAGAGAGAGUUAUCGUAACUCUAUGAUCCAGGAGAAAUCAAAGCAUGCAAGAAAAUCGUCUUACUACACAGUUUCUUAUUGGAGACAACUUCGGUUAUGUUCUCAGAGAGGAUUCCAGAGAAUUUACGGUAACAAAUCCUAUACUAUCAUCAACGUUAUCGCUGCCAUCGUUCAGUCUUUCAUCGUUGGUUCUUUAUGUUACAAUGCCCCAUCUUCUACGUCCGGUGCUUUCACGAGAGGUGGUGUUCUGUAUUUUGCUCUGUUGUACUACUCGUUGAUGGGGUUGGCAAACAUUUCGUUUGAACACAGACCCAUUUUACAAAAGCACAAAUACUAUUCGUUAUACCAUCCUUCGGCAGAAGCCCUAGGUUCCACAAUAUCUGGAUUCCCUUUCAGAAUGAUUGGUUUAACUUGUUUCAUCAUCAUUUUAUUUUUCCUAUCAGGUUUGCAUAGAACCGCUAGCACCUUCUUCAUCGUUUACCUUUUCCUGUCAAUGUGUUCCGAAGCUAUUAACGGCCUGUUUGAAAUGGUCGCUGCCGCAACUGAUACCCUAGCCCAGGCAAACGCCAUUGCAGGUGUCUUGAUGAUGUCUAUUUCGAUGUACUCCACUUAUAUGAUUCAGCUACCUUCGAUUCAUCCUUGGUUUAUUUGGGUUGCUUACAUCUUACCUAUCAGGUACUCUUUUGAAUCUAUGCUUAACGCCGAGUUUCACGGUAGAAGAAUGGACUGUGGUUCAGGUCUUGUCCCAUCAGGUCCUGGCUACGAGAAUGUCGCUUCCAGUGAACAGGUUUGCGCUUUCACUGGUUCAAAACCAGGUCAAUCGUGGGUCCUUGGUGAUGAUUAUUUGAAAGUCCAAUUCCAGUAUGAAUACAAACAUACUUGGAGAAAUUUUGGUAUUAUGUGGUGUUUCUUAAUAGGUUAUAUUGUAUUGAAAUCACUCAUUACCGAAUUCAAACGUCCCAUUAAAGGUGGUGGCGAUGCUCUUAUCUUUAAGAAAGGUGCAAAGAGUGCUAUUAAGCGUGUCAAGGCAGAUGACGAGGAGACUGCUGAUAAUAUGAACCUUGCUGACGUGAAAGAGAAACUUUCAAGUGGCGAAAGCAGUAAUUCUAACUUUCCAGAGGGAGAUGAUUUCGAGGAUCUAAAAAGUAGAGGUGUCUUCAUGUGGCAAAAGGUUUGCUACACGAUUCCUUACAAGGGUGGACCUAGAAGGUUAUUGGAUAACGUUUCUGGGUACUGUGUUCCAGGUACAAUGACCGCAUUAAUGGGUGAAUCUGGUGCAGGUAAGACUACUCUAUUAAAUACUUUGGCGCAAAGAAACGUUGGUGUUAUCACUGGUGAUAUGCUUGUCAAUGGACGCCCAAUCGAUGCAAGUUUUGAAAGAAGAACCGGUUAUGUUCAACAACAAGAUUUACAUAUUGCGGAGAUGACAGUUAGAGAAUCAUUGAUUUUCUCAGCUCGUAUGCGUCGUAAACAAUCAGUUCCAGACGCAGAGAAGAUCGAAUUUGCAGAGAAAAUUAUUGAUAUCCUUGAUAUGGGCGAGUACGCUGAAGCCCUUGUUGGUGAACCUGGUGCUGGGUUGAGUGUCGAGCAACGUAAGAAAUUGUCUAUUGGUGUUGAGCUUGUGGCUAAACCUGAUCUACUGCUGUUCUUAGAUGAGCCAACUUCCGGUUUAGACUCUCAAUCUGCUUGGGCCAUUGUCCAGCUAUUAAGAAAGCUGGCGAAGGCUGGUCAAUCUAUCCUGUGUACCAUUCAUCAGCCUUCAGCUACUUUGUUCGAGCAAUUCGACAGAUUGCUCCUUUUGAAAAAAGGUGGUCAAACGGUGUACUUUGGUGAUGUUGGUAAAAACUCUUCUAUUCUAUUGGAAUAUUUCGAAAGAAAUGGCGCUAGAAAAUGUGAGAAAAGUGAGAACCCUGCUGAAUAUAUUUUAGAAGCAAUUGGUGCUGGUGCUACUGCCAGUGUUGAAGAAGACUGGCAUCAAAUUUGGACGAAAUCUCCCGAACAUAAGACUAACGAAGAAAAGAUUCAGAAAAUGAUAAGCGAUCUAUCAUCGAAACCAGAUGAUGUUUCAGAAGGUAAAUCAGCCACAAAGUAUGCUACAAGCUACUUCUAUCAAUUCAAAUAUGUCUACCUGAGGACCUUCACUACUUUUUGGAGAGAUGUGAACUACUUGAUGUCGAAACUGAUGCUAAUGGUCGUUGGUGGUUUAUACGUUGGUUUCACAUUUUACGACGUGGGGGAAAGUUAUACAGGUUUACAGAACGCUCUAUUUGCUGCUUUCAUCUCCAUUGUGCUGUCUGCUCCUGCAAUGAACCAAAUUCAAGCGCGUGCCCUAGCUUCAAGAGAGCUUUUCGAAGUCAGAGAAUCCAAGUCAAACAUGUUCCACUGGUCUCUCUUAUUAAUAACGCAAUACUUGUGUGAGAUUCCUUACCACUUUGUCUUCUCGACCCUAUACUUCGUCUCCUUCUACUUCCCAUUGAGAAUCUUUUUCCAAGCUUCAAGAUCUGCUGUAUUCUUCCUAAACUACUGUAUCAUGUUCCAACUGUACUACGUCGCACUUGGUUUAUCGGUUCUAUACAUGUCGCCCAAUUUACCUUCGGCCUCCGUUCUCAUGGGUUUGAUCCUUGCAUUUUUACUAUCGUUCUGUGGCGUUGUUCAGCCACCUUCGCUGAUGCCCGGUUUCUGGACAUUUAUGUGGAAGGCAUCGCCGUAUACCUAUUUCGUGCAAAACUUACUCGGAAUUGUGUUACAUGAAAAGCCAGUUGUCUGUAAGAAGAAGGAACUAGCAUUUUUCGACCCACCAAGUGGUCAAACAUGUGGUGAUUACAUGGAAGAGUUCCUCUCCAAAGCACAAGGUUACAUCCAAAACCCAGAAGCUACAGAAAACUGCGCUUAUUGUCUCUCAUCAGUUGGUGAUGAGUACUUGCGCCGAAUCGGUGCCAGUUACUCCUACCUAUGGAGAAAUUUCGGUAUUUACUGGAUUUUCAUUGUGUUCAAUUUCUUCGCCAUGGUGGCCGUUUACUAUAUUUUCCACGUCAGAAAAGUCAGCCUGAUCAACGUACAAGCUAUCACGAACUUUACACAGAUCCUCAAAGGCAAAAUGCCCUUCGGCAAGAAGAAAGCUUCCUCUGUUUAA
Molecule: messenger RNA, 4503 nt
Organism: Torulaspora delbrueckii
Lineage: Eukaryota; Fungi; Ascomycota; Saccharomycetes; Saccharomycetales; Saccharomycetaceae
Product: pleiotropic drug resistance family ABC transporter
Exons: 1
Coding region: 1-4503 (1500 amino acids)
Biological process (GO): xenobiotic detoxification by transmembrane export across the plasma membrane
Cellular component (GO): membrane
Molecular function (GO): ABC-type transporter activity; ATP hydrolysis activity; ATP binding
Source: RefSeq, a predicted model, not a curated record